Molecule: messenger RNA, 4026 nt
Organism: Achroia grisella
Lineage: Eukaryota; Metazoa; Arthropoda; Insecta; Lepidoptera; Pyralidae
Exons: 3
Coding region: 64-4026 (1320 amino acids)
Source: RefSeq, a predicted model, not a curated record
UUACUAGACGUUGAAAUUUACAUCAACACUACCUAAUAUGUAAAUUUUUAGUAUUUUUAAUACAUGCAUUUUUUUAAUAAAAGCUUAAAUACAAAAAUGGCUGUUACCAAUGCAAUGUUUCUUUUUGAAGUGGUUGUAGAAAGUGUCAAAAGUUUAGUAGAGAGUCGACAUUUAAUCAUAAGAAGUGAUUUUGCAGAUAUAUUCUCAUUAGAAUUGAAAGACCCCAAACAAAUUCAUAUUGUUAUGCCCGAACCUCCUCCAUUACCACCGGAGCCGGUUGGUAAGAAAGGAAAGAAAAAGAAACCACCUAAACCAAAAAAAGGGAAAAAAGGCAAAGUGGAAGAACCACCACCUGAACCAGUAAUUCAAUCAGGACAGUCAGUUUUGUUUACUAGUAGUGCAGAAUUCCUUAUUCAGAAUAUGAACAAAUUCCCAUUGGAAGUGUCUUUGUGGAGUAAAGAAGAUAUUUUUGUCUUCAUUGGAUCCACAAGGAUUCCGUGGGAUAACGUAUUUUUAAAAUAUUUGGAAAAUAUUUGCGACUGCCAAGAACCUUUACCUGUUACCUUAAAUGAAGAGUAUAAUGUUUUCGAAGAAGGUACGGCAAAGUUAAUGGCAAAAAUAGGUCUACAGGUUAAGCUUACCUAUUUAACUGAUAAAGUAACAACAUCAUUUCGUACACUCUCUGAAGAUCCUACAGUUAAGAAAUGUUUAUACACUGGCAUUAAUUCUAAAACAACUUCUUAUAUUUGUACCAUGAAAACAACGGAUAAAGACUUCGAAGAAAAUUGUAACAAAAUCGAAAACAACUUUGUUAUAGAUAAAACAAGGCCAAAUAAAAUAAUUUAUGCAGAUUACAAAAACGCUCCCGGUGCUAAUCUCUCAUUAAUCAAUGAAGGAGAUUAUUGUUGCAUGGGCAAUGCAGACAAACCGCCACAAUCUAUUUAUAAAGCACCAGAGAUGUGCCCUGAUAUUGAUCAUAUUAUUGAUUACGUUCGAAAAAUUAUUGUCUCCUGUAAUGACAAUAUGAGAAUGCUAACACCUCGACCAACUAUUAGCCCUAGAUAUAAGGCUACUGAUAUUGAUAAGCUUUGUUACUGUAAAGAGUCUAACUGGCCUACAGGUAAAUUAGCAGAAAGGUUUAGAAAAGAAGUGCAGGGCGAUCCUUGUCUUGUUUGUAUAAAUGUUGGAAAGAAAUCAGAAGAUUCUCGAGGAGGAACGUUUGAUAUAGCUAACAUAAGAGGUCCUUGUGGUAGAGCGGAUUGCAAAAUAGCGAUAGAAAUGAGAGCUUAUUUAGAAAAUCUAGUUGAAGAAGAUAAUAAGGAAUUUAAUAUUGAAGAUGUAAUAGGACCUUGUGGUAGCAAAUCUUGCAAUCUCGCUGAGAAAAUUAAAGAAUUUUUACGUCAUGAAGGCGUAUUUAGCCAAGGAAGUAAUAUUGAAGGUCUGUCUACUCAAUGUGCUUGCGUAAAUAAAAUGCAAAUGGCUUUGACUAAACGAAACUCUUGUUCAUCCGUAUGUAGUAAAGAUUGCGAUGACAGUGGUAGUGAAGCCAGCCCAUGCGAGGGAAAGGACUGUCCUUUUAACAAGCAACCACAGGUAUACAAUGUUUACUAUUUCACUGUAGAACACGAAUAUGACAAACAAAAUAGUCCCACAUCUACACCAGUAUCGGGUAAAUCUUCAAUAUUUAAAUAUUGCUCAACAGACUGCCCCAGUAUGAAGGCUUCUGACGUUACAUCGUGUUCCAAAACCGCUUGUACUAGUGUGACGAGCAAAAAUGAUCAUGAACGCUCUGACAAUUCAAAAUGUCAAGAACCUGCAUGCCCAAACAAGCAGCACUUGCCUCCAAGCCCUGCGGACAGUGAUAUUAUUGUACAUUUUGACGAUAUUCAUAAUACAUGUUGCAUCAAAUCAUGCGAUGUAGCUGAUAAAGUAAAACAUUUCAUAUCAGAUGGUAUCAGUAGUAAUAAAAAUAAGACCGGGCAAGAUGAUGAUCCGUGUUACUGUGAUUGCACAUGUAAUUUUAAAUUUUCAAAGAAAACCACCUAUUGUGCCGUUUGUGGUGGUUUCGAAUGCCUAGGAGAUGAAAUGAGAGAUCAGCCCGUAUAUACUAAGCCUCAUCCAUGUCCAGUGUACCACAAGUUAUAUGACAAGAAAUAUAUAAAUGUCCCAAGUCCAUUUCCGGAGGAAGAAAAGUCCAAGCAACAAGCUGAUAACAUGAGUGUUAAAAGUUCAAAAACAGUCGCCUCCCGUAUAGCUGCAGUGGACCGAAAGCUAACACCAAGUCGUUCUAUAAAAAGUAUACCCGACAGAAAGUCUGAGAAAAAAGAGACAAGAGAGAAGAUUACUAAGAAAGUAAAGCAAGAAAAAAAGAAAGUCGGAAAAUUUACAGCCAAUGUUGAAGAAGCACCUCUACCGGCCGUAGAAAAAAAGCCUGUAAUUAAAUACCCAUAUCCUCCAGUUCCUAAAUAUAUGGGCUGGAAUUGGAUUGCUGACGAUAUACCUGGAAUGAAGCCUCGACCAAAAUGGAAACCCGGUGCAGCUAACAAAAUUUUAGUAAGACGAUAUAGAGCUAUGAGAGAAGGUAUCGAUAUUAUUGCCAAGAAAAAACGAGCAAUGAUGCAGCGCAAAAAAAAGAUAGAAAUGAAACCAACUUUGGUUGUGAAAAAACAGAAUGGAGAGUAUACAGUGCAGAUGGAGGUAUUUAAAAAAUAUUCAAAGGAACGAUUAUUGUUUCAAUACCCUUAUGACGAAAAACCACCUUUAAUAUAUACAGUCGGUAAAACGGAAGCAGAAAAGCUUAAAGUACAAAAGCAGCACGAAAGAAGAGAACGUAGAGAAACAAGGCGUAAAAGCAGACUUCUACAAUCUAGUUUUCGAGAUAAAUGUCAGGAGAUUUGUUUAAAGGCAUAUAACCAAGCUAUUGGACUACUCCCGUUACCGAAUGCUAACGAUCCCGAAUGUCCUUGUUAUACGGAACCUGUGAAAAAUAUUAGCCCUCCUGUAGAUUCAUGUUCUUGUUCCGAAGAAGGAACUAUUUCUAGCAGCGACACCGAUGGCGAUGAAUGGACUAUAGAGUUUACACCUCCAGCCGCUAGAUGGGAUGUGAAAGCCAAACACCCACCAACGUUAACAGAAAACGAGAGUCAGUAUUCUUAUUUAGAUUACAAAGUUAAACUCUUUGAUAGGUAUGGAAAUCCUGUUCCUCGAUAUUUUAAAGGUCCCGAUGGUAAACAGGAAUGCAGUGACCUAGGCGGAUUUUGGGGUCCUGAUCAUAUUUGGAUGGAAAUCAAUAAGGACGGUUAUAUUGGUCCGGACGAUCGUUGGAUACCAAUUAAUUUUAUUGGACCAGAUGGUAUGUUUUAUUCGGCUGAAGAGGGAUCUUUUACUGAUAAUAGUGGAAAGUUGCUGAAGAUAGGCAUCGACGGUUACGUGGAUAAAGAUGGUAAAUGGGCAUGGUAUACCAAGAGAAAGUCACCAAAAGAUGGUAAAUCUAACGUAUCAGGUUCGACAACAGAUACGAAGAAAUCUAGUAAAUCUGCUUAUAAGCAGGAGCCAACAACAAAAAAUAUACCGAAAAGUACGCCAACCGGUAUAAGUACUCCUCAAAAAAGAAAAGGGGAUAAUAAAGGUAUGGUAUUGCCGGUGGCAGCAACGAAAAGCGGAGCUGAUAAAAUAAACAAAACCGUACCUUAUUCAUCUGCCAAAGCGAAGAAUCCUGUUGUGAUGAGCGUUUCAGUUAAUUACAACAGGAAUAUGAUACAUACAGAUAAAAUGAAAUAUACAGAUAAAAUGAAACAGUUAGAUCCAAAAAAGAUCGCAAAAUAUCGUGAAAUAAUGCAAGGAUUGGAAAUGUAUGAUGAUUUGAAAGAAUUUAGAGCACCUAUAAAGACAAACAGAGCUUCCAAUACACCAAAAAAGAUGUUAUCACCGUAUAGCCUGAGCGGCACUAAAAAUACUCAGCCUUUGACUACUAUUCCAUCUUCUGCUAAUAAAACAAUGACGUCUAUAUCGGAAAUUAAAGAGUAA